Messenger RNA from Trypanosoma cruzi, 2090 nucleotides. Its product is annotated as chloride channel protein, putative. NCBI's taxonomy places the organism in Eukaryota, Euglenozoa, Kinetoplastea, Trypanosomatida, Trypanosomatidae. The record is from RefSeq and is a predicted model, not a curated record. Gene Ontology annotation, cellular component: intracellular membrane-bounded organelle; membrane. The transcript has a single exon. Gene Ontology annotation, molecular function: voltage-gated chloride channel activity. The annotation marks the transcript as partial. Gene Ontology annotation, biological process: chloride transport; transmembrane transport.
UACCGGAGGUUAUGGCGUAUUUGAAUGGUAUUAUGUUUCCGCGUAUAUUUAACAUACAGAACCUUGUCACCAAGAGUUUGUCCUGUAUUCUUGCCGUAAGUUCUGGACUUCCUGUAGGAGCAGAGGGACCACUCAUUCACAUAGGCUCCCUUAUUGCUGCGGGGCUUCCAACGGGACGCAGCCGCACUUUGAGAUGCGGUGCAGGCUCAUUGCUUUCAACAUUUCGAAAUCCACGUGACAUGCGCGAUUUUAUAUCUGCAGGUGCGGCUUGUGGCAUGACAUCGGCCUUUUCUGCUCCCAUUGGUGGAAUGCUGUUUGUGAUGGAGGAAAUGGCGACCUUUUUCUCCGUCCGACUCGCGUGUUUUGUGUUUGUGUCAUGUCUUUCAUGCAUGUGUGUCAUCCAGAUCAUAAAUACCUAUUUAAUUGGUUGGCAGAUCCCAGUACGUCAGCCCGUGUCCAUAGGACCUGGUGAGUUUCGCCCCCAUGCAAUUUCCAUGUUUAUUGUAGACGUUGUGAAGGGAAAUCGUGUGCCGAUGAAUCUUUUCACUUUUGUUUCAACAAUGGUGGGAGCCAUUGUUCUUGGGCUUUUGGCCGUAUCGUAUACGGUCUCAAGUGUUAAGUUUACACGAUGGCGUUCAAAACGACUGUUCCCGAGUCCCUUACUUCGUGUGUUGGAGCCAUGUAUAUGUGCUCUUGUGUAUGCAACGGCAUGUUAUACGCUUCCUUUAGCCUUUGAUUGCGUUGAGGUGCCGGAUUACGUGAAGAAGCACAAGGAAGAACUUCGUAUUGAACUGUUCACAGCCUUUUGUGCGGAUCGUGAGAACACCUUUAGCCCUCUCGCUACACUUGCAUUGACCAGCCCGUACAAUGGCAUCCGUCUCUUGUUUUCCCGUCAUACGGCAGCGGCGACGCCAUGGUACGCAUGUCUACUGCACCUUUUGCUCUACACACUAGGUUCCAGUUACGCGGGUGGCAUGUUUAUCUCCUGCGGAACAGUCAUUCCGUCGCUCUUUAUUGGCGCCAUUGGAGGACGAUUGAUUGGCGUCAUUUUCAACAACAGUGUAUGGGCAGAUCCGGGUGUGAUUGCGUUGAUAGGAUCCGCUUCCUACUUCUCGGGCAUCUCACGUCUUUCCUUUUCUCUCAUAGUUAUUAUGAUGGAAUUGACCUCCGACCUGACACACAUCACGUGCCUCAUGGUUGGUGUGAUUCUGGCCAGGGCCGUGGCGGAUUGCUUUUGUCAUUCACUGUAUCACUCCCUGCUGGAGGUGAAGGCGGCGCCGUUUCUUGAGAUUCAGGCAGGUGUGCAUAAGCUGGACAUGUUUUGCGCAAAGGACAUCAUGACUUAUCCUGCCGUGACGUUCGAGAUGAUAGAAAAGAUGUCCCACAUAAUACAAAUACUUCAGUCCACUCCACACAACAGCUUUCCUGUCAUGUUGACAUCAAGUGGCACAUAUGAGGGUGUUAUUUCCCGCUCACAGUUGGAGCUUCUUUUGUGGUUUAUUUACUUUCGCGACGUGGAGGGGGAGGGAGGCAGCGAAAUUCAGAAAAUAUCAAAGAGCCGCACUUUAAACAGCGAUGUUCACAAGAAGAACAGGGGACUUCGGCAGGAGGGACGGAUGGCGGUGGAUGAUGAAAAUGACGGCGGUGAGAAGAAUGCCUCUACAAUUCCCCCCAAUGCCAACGGUAACGCGGAGGCCUCGAGGCAACGGCUUGAAAGACAAGGACACGCGACUUAUUUGGAGCUGGCGGAAGUGAGAGAGCGAAUCUUUUGGCGACGUCUUCCGUCUUUGCCACCGGUGGAACUUUUGCCGACGGCAACGAUGCAGUGCUACGUGGAUCUCUCCCCGUACGUGGAUCUGAACACUUACUACGUGCGGGAUGUGAUGUGCAUCUCGCGGACGUACCACAUCUUCCGCCACUUGGGGCUGCGGCAGUUGCCGGUGGUGGACCAAAAUCACCGCGUAAUUGGUGUCAUCUCGCGCAAAAAUUUUGUCGGUGAUCGAAUGCAUGAGCGGCUGCAGGUGGCCGAGGAGGCUGCGAAGCAGACCGCGCAUGAGAAGGCGCAGCAACUGUACAGGAAAGGCUUUUAG